UUCAUAGAAAGAAGAAAAUAAUCACGAUACAUUUAUGAAAUUGAUUAAUAGCAAAGUUUAUUUAGGUAUUAAGUACCUUCAUAAAGUUUUCACAAUGAACACCCAUUUAAUGAUUUUUGUAUUUAUAUCACUACUGAUGUCUGGCAUUGUUUGCGAAAAUAAAUAUACACGUUCGGCAAAUGAGAAGAAUGAUGAUGCAAAAGUAGAUUUUAGAACUCUUGAAAAACCUUUCAGGAUGAACAAAUUAAAUCUUUUAUGGACUAAAGCUCAACAGCGCCUUACAGAACCGAAAUUGAAGUCACUCUACAGUGAUCUGAUGCUGCAUGAUAAAGAAGAAAUUACAUACAAACGGUUUAAAAGUGAUGGGGGUGACAAAGAAGGCUUAAAAGAAGCAGAACUGAGAAGAAAACUCAGUAACAUCAUGUCUGUCUAUGGUCUAUUGGAGCAUUUUGAUCCUAAGGCAGAUAGACAAAAAGAUCACCCAGCAUUUAAUUCUGCAAUGGAUGAUCACAUAAAUAGGAGUAUUUUCAAGGAUAAAAAAUUGAACAUGCUGUGGUCUAAGGCUGAGUUUUCAGGUUUUACUGCUGAAGAGUUAUCAGCUCUCAAAGAAGAAUUUUUACAUCAUCAGGAGAAAAUUGAUCAAUAUUAUGAAUUACUUGGAGAGUUGGAUAAUGGAAAAAAGGAUGGAUACAAGAAUGUUGUAAAUGAUGAUGAAAUAGACAAGUUCAAUGAAAUUUCCGAGCAGAACAAUGAAAUAACAAAGGAUUAUCUUCAUCAGGCUAAUAUGGUUAGAGAAAAGCACAGAGAUUUGAGAGAAGGAUAUGACAAACUACAGAGGAUUACUGCUAAAGGUCCAUACAACAAAGAAUUUAUAGAACCCAAAGUGCAAGGUCUGUGGCGAAUGGCAGCUGCCGCAAACUUUACCGUGGAUGAGCUAGCGUCACUAAAGGUCGAACUCCAGCACUACGAGUCGAGACUGCUGAAGCUGCGUCACCUACAAGCUGACCAUGUAAGCAAUAGCGAGAAGUACAAUACUAAGGUGGCCGGAGCUGGUGAAAAGAUGAACCACUUCGAAGACCAGGAACAGACCAUCAAGAAGCACUCCAGGAAGGUUGAGAAGAUGCACGCAGAUAUCGAAACCAGAAUAUUAGAACGACACACUGAAUUGUAAAUUUGAGAGCUUUUUCCAUUAUUUACCAUCAUCGAUGACUGUAGCAAAUCAUAAAAUUACUGGUAAUUUAUGGCAUUUCCUACGUUAAAUACGCUGAGAAGAAAUCUUUUGGCUAUUAUAGAUAAAAAUAAAUUGAAAAUUUGAAUUUGUACGCUUUUAAAAUGAGAUUAAAAUUGAAUACCAUUGUCUAGAAAACGGUUAUGUCCAGUGCCAAACAGAAGUAUACAUUUCGUUAAUGAUGAUCAAAAUUUUGUAAAUAGAGUUAAUUUUUUAAAUGACUGACAUCAAUCAAUUUUAUUUUUGUUACGUAAAAAUGAAUCUCGAAUAAAUUUGUUACUGAAAUUUCGCCUUUUAUUUUCAU
Molecule: messenger RNA, 1532 nt
Organism: Bombyx mandarina (wild silkworm)
Lineage: Eukaryota; Metazoa; Arthropoda; Insecta; Lepidoptera; Bombycidae
Product: alpha-2-macroglobulin receptor-associated protein
Biological process (GO): regulation of receptor-mediated endocytosis
Cellular component (GO): endomembrane system; endoplasmic reticulum
Molecular function (GO): heparin binding; low-density lipoprotein particle receptor binding; receptor antagonist activity
Source: RefSeq, a predicted model, not a curated record